Molecule: messenger RNA, 3870 nt
Organism: Rotaria socialis
Lineage: Eukaryota; Metazoa; Rotifera; Eurotatoria; Philodinida; Philodinidae
Source: the annotation of a GenBank genome assembly
AUGAACCCGAGUUCUAACAAUUUGGGUUUGAAUACUGUUGUUCCAACACUUGUUCAAAAUCCUUCGACACGACCGCCAUCAACUGCGACAACAAUUGUUUCAAAUAUACAAAAUAGUUCAUCACCUAUAAAUCUCUUUACUAAUUUUUCAAGUGGUUUAUUAUCAUCGAAUACUAGUAAUACGUCCACAUCCGGCCAAGGGCAAUCAGCAUCAUCACGCCUGAAAGUGGAGGAUGCACUUAGUUAUCUCGAUAAGGUGAAGAACCAAUUUGCGCUUCAGCCGCAAGUAUACAACCAAUUUUUGGAUAUUAUGAAAGAGUUUAAAUCACAAAGUAUUGAUACUCAAGAAGUCAUCAAUCGUGUAUCUACACUCUUUCAUGGUCAUCCAGAUUUGAUUGUCGGUUUCAACACAUUUUUACCACCAGGUUAUAAAAUUGAAGUUAGCAAUGAUCAUCACGGUUAUAUUCAAGUAACACAUCCAACAUUGGGAACAGAAUCUAUUGCUAUUGGCGGUUCUAGUUCAACAUAUAAUUUAGCAAUAACAACGCCAACAUCAACUACAUAUCAUUCGUCAACUAUACGACAAACAUCAAAUUUAUUAAAUCAAGAUAAUGAUGAGACACAACAAGUUAAAAAUGAAACUCCACAACCACCAAUUAAUCCAACAACACAUGCAGUUAAUACAUUAAUAUCAGCAGCCAGCGCGCCUCAGCUACCAUAUUUUGGUACAACUGGUGGAUUUAAUCUCUCAACAAAAACACAUAAACAGCCAACAUUAAAUACUACUACUACUACUACUACUGCUGCUGCUGCUGCCGCUGCUGCUGCUACUACUACUACUACUAAUAUUAAUAAUAAUAACAAUAAUUCAACAAAUGCUAAUGGACAACCAGUGGAAUUUAAUCAUGCAAUUAAUUAUGUCAAUAAAAUUAAAAAUCGAUUUCAUCAAAAUCCAAAUGUAUAUAAAACAUUUCUUGAAAUUCUUCAUACAUAUCAAAAACAACAAAAAGAUGCCAAGGAAUCACCAACAAUUUCAUCAACAACGAACAAUGAAGGAAAUAAUCAAGGAAUAUUCCUGUCGGAAACAGAAGUUUAUGCUAAAGUGGCACAACUAUUUACGAAUCAUGAAGAUCUUCUCUCGGAAUUCAGUCAAUUUCUACCAGAUGCUACUCAACAACCAAUAGAACGCUUGAAUUCUCUCUCGGAUAUUUUAUCAUCAUCAGAUAAUUCAAAUUCAUCAAUAAUUCCCGUCGUAUCAAAUUCAACACCACGUUUAAUUAUAAGUAAUACAGUUGCUUCAUCGAUAAUAACACCAUCAGCAUCAUUGACAACAACUUCAUCAAUUCCAUCACAGACAAUUUCAAUUUCAACGACAAAUAAAGAUGAAACAUCGUCACCAAAACGAUCGACAAUCAUAACAGCAUCCAUGAAUACCAAUAAACGACCUGUUUCAUCAUUGAAACCACAAGUAAUAUCAAAGAAAAAACGUAUUUCACUAACAAAUAAUAUUCCAAUAACAUCAUCAACGAUUGAUGAUAUUAAUAUUCAAGAUACAACAGGACAAAAUAAAAAUUUACCAUCAAUAGAUGAAAUAUCAUUUUUCGAUAAAGUGCAAAAAACUCUACGUAGUCCAUUAGUAUUUGAUAAUUUUUUACGUUGUAUUCUUCUGUAUACAAAACGAAUUAUAACUCGUAUUGAAUUAUUUGAACUUAUACAAUCAUAUCUUGGUCAUGUACCAGAAUUAUUGAAAACAUUUCAAGAAUUAAUUAAUUUACGUGGACCUGGUGAAGUUAUUAUUCCAAAAAGUAUUUAUGAUCAAAAUGAUACUGACAGUAUGAUUAGUAUUGAUUAUGGAUCAUGUUCACAACAAGGUACCAGCUAUCGUUCUGUUCCACGUUCUUAUAUUCCACCAGCCUGUAGUGGUCGAACACUAUUAUGUAAAGAAGUUCUUAAUGAUCAUUGUGUAUUGUUUCCAACAUUUACUGAUGAAUCAUCAUCGGUAGCAGCAAAGAAAAGUGUUUUCGAAGAGCAUAUGUAUAAAAUUGAAGAUGAACGUUUUGAACUUGAUAUCGUUAUGGAAGUUAAUUUAAGUGCAAUAAGAUCGUUAGAAAGUGUACAAUUACAUAUGAAUUCUUUAACAACAGAACAAUUGAAUAACUUUCAAUUAGAUGAUCAAUUAGGUGGACAAUCUACAUUUACACAAAGACAAGCCGUACAAAGAAUUUAUGGUGAACGUGCUAGUGAAAUAAUUGAUGGUUUAAAAAGAAAUCCACGUGUUGCUGUUCCAAUUGUUUUAAAACGUUUAAAAUCUAAAGAUGAAGAAUGGCGUGAAUCAAAAAAGAAUUUUGAACGUUUCUGGAAAGAACAAAGUGAAAAAUACUAUCUUAAAUCGUUAGAUUAUAUGGGUAUUAACUGUAAAAAUACCGAUGGACGAAUUAUUCGAAAUCGUCAUUUAUUAAAUGAAAUUGAAAAUAUUAAAGAAGAACGUGAUCAACAAUUGACACCAAAUAAUAAUCAACCACACCUUAUCUAUUCUUAUGAAGAUUUAUCGAUACUCGAUGAUGCUGCAUCAUUAAUUAUCUUUCUUGUUAAACGUCAAAUGGCAUUUGCCAAAGAAGAUAAACAAAAUAUUAAAAAAAUCAUGUAUCAAUUUCUACCAGAUUUUCUGUUUACACCACGUGGAGAAUUAAGUGACGAUGAAGAAGACGAUGAUGAUGAUGAAAAUGAAAAUAAUGGUAAACGUGAUAAAAAAUCUCGACCAACUCGUCAUACCGAUGCAAAUCGACGACGUAAUACAGAUUUUUCAGCAACUAAACGACGACAAGUUGCUCAAGAGUAUCAAAAGCCUGAUGAUAUGUUUCAUUUAUUUUUUGUCAAUGACAAUUAUUAUUACUUUUUUCGUCUUCAUCAAUUAUUAUAUGAGCGUCUAUUAAAAAUGUUUCAACAAUCAUUACGUUUAAUUGAAGAAGAUGAUGGUUCUCAACGUAAUCGACCACUAUCUAUUGCUUCCAUACUUCGUACAUCAAAUCGUCCCAAUAUAACUGUUGAUGAAUACUAUUCAGUAUUUUUGGAUAUGGUACGACAUUUGCUUGAUGGUAAUAUGGACAGUGUAACAUAUGAAGAUUCAUUACGUGAAAUGUUUGGUAUUCAUGCAUAUAUUGCAUUCACAAUGGAUAAAAUUAUUCAAAAUUGCGUUCGACAGCUUCAUGCUAUUGUCACUGAUGAAUCAUCAGAUACUAUCAUGCGUUUAUAUUCUCAAACAAAUGGUACUGCCGGUUGUGUUGAUAAUCUCUAUUCAACAGCACAACAAAAUGCUGAGGCUAUUUACCAGCGUGAAAUGGAAACAUAUGCUAAUGGAAAUCGUUUAUUUCGCGUUUGUUCAUUUAAAAAUGAUCGGCGAAUGACAACUUCAUUGAUUGUUAUCGAUUCAUCUGAUGAUGAAGAUGAAGAAAAAAUAUGUGAAAAUGGAGCACGCUAUGUUGAGUCCUAUUUACAUAAGAAUGAAGGUGAUCAUGAUGAAGCAGUAGCAGCACAUUUAAGAACUAAACUACGAAAAAAACCUCGAUAUCUACAUCGAAAUCUUUUGGUAACAAAUGAUCCGUCAACACCUGAUAUAAAUCAUAAAAAAUUAACACUCGAACAAUAUAAUCGUUUUAAACAAUAUCAUGAUGAUUGGUCUUUAAAAAAUAUAUCUGAAAAUGAUACUAAUAAUUCAAUAAAUAAUCUUUGGCUUAAAACACAUCGAUUAAAUACUAACAAUGAUCAACAACCUUUAGUGAUUCAACCAAUUGUUUCAAAUAAUGAACAACAUCUUGUACAACCACCCUAUCAUCACUAUCAACAAUAUCAUAUUGUGGAUAUAGAAAAAUAA